CACUUUUCCUUUUUUUUUUUCUCUCUCUCUCUCUCCUCUUCUCUUUCCUACAUCCUCUUUUUUUUUUUUCUUUUGUGAUCUUCUAUUCAGUAGACCAUCAUAGAAGAGAUCCAUUCGCAAAAGAAAGAAUAAAAUAUAUAUACGACCGUUAUUGAUGAUGAUGAAUGAAUACAACAACGGUAUGACAGAGGAUAUCAAUUAUUAUUAUUCUUCUAUGGAUGAUACUAGUGAUGAAAUUCAUAUGAUGCAAGCUCAAGAAGCUAAUGAUUUUGCUCAAUAUGAUCAAAUGUAUCAAGCACUCUAUGAUGAUCCAUCCAUAGAACAAGAUAAUGAAAUGAUGUGGGAAGAAGAAGAAGAAGAAGAAUUAUACGACGUGGAUCAUGAAGUUGGUGAUGAUGAUAUGGAUGAAGAAGAAGAACAUGACGAUUCUGCAUUAUUGCGAUUGAUUGUAGGUGUUCAGAUGUAUCUUGGUGAAACAUCCUUCAUUCAUGAUAAAAAUGAUACUCCUCUGUUGGAUCUACAAUAUAAAAUGUAUACUUAUAUGAAACAACGGGCAUUUGAACUUGGUAUGGAUACUUCCAUGUUGCAAUAAUGAAAUUUUUUUUUUCUUAUUAGUCCCUAUCAUCCCUCUCUCCUUUUUUUUUUUUUUAUAUAUGUUCUUAUCCUCCCCCUUUAUACAUAUUAUAUACAUAUUAUUUACACACUUUAUCUCAUGUUUUUAUCCUCACUUUCGUUCUUAUAUACAUAUCCCCAUCCAGUAUAUUUUUACCCCCAGCCCAUUCACUUUAUAUAUGUGAUUAUCAAAUACGUUAAUCAAUAAUAAAUAAUAAAUAAUCAUGAUCAGUUUAUUUAUCUUGA
Messenger RNA from Halteromyces radiatus, 858 nucleotides. RefSeq lists its product as uncharacterized. The transcript has a single exon. The record is from RefSeq and is a predicted model, not a curated record. NCBI's taxonomy places the organism in Eukaryota, Fungi, Mucoromycota, Mucoromycetes, Mucorales, Cunninghamellaceae. The coding region runs from base 155 to 592 and encodes 145 amino acids.